Messenger RNA from Hydra vulgaris (swiftwater hydra), 3305 nucleotides. Its product is annotated as phosphorylase b kinase regulatory subunit beta. The record is from RefSeq and is a predicted model, not a curated record. Lineage: Eukaryota; Metazoa; Cnidaria; Hydrozoa; Anthoathecata; Hydridae. Gene Ontology annotation, biological process: glycogen metabolic process. Gene Ontology annotation, cellular component: phosphorylase kinase complex. Gene Ontology annotation, molecular function: calmodulin binding.
UUAAUUUAAAAAUUGUAUAAAUAUUUUUUAGAAAAAUGUUAUAGAAAAUUAAAAAAUAAAAUUGGUUUCCAUGUAUCUUUGUCAUAAAAAUGCAACAGAAAGCUCGUCUUGAUUAUUACUUCAGUGUUGUCCAAAAACAGAUAUUAUGUCAUCAGAGUUUGACGCAUGGUUUAUUUCCAUUAUAUAUUCAGGAAUUAAGUGUUAGACAUGAUGGACAUGUGCGAGACAAUAUUUACUGCGCUAUGGCAAUAUGGAGCAUGUCUCUUGGAUAUAGACAUCUGGAUAAUGAUGGAGGUCGAACACACUUAUUACAACAAAGUACUGUAAAGUGUAUGCGAGGUCUACUCUUUUUUUUUAUGCUGCAAGCUGAUAAGGUUGAAGCUUUUAAAAAAGAACAACAACCUGAUAAUGCUCUAAGUGUAAAGUUUGAUAUAAGAACUGCUGAUGUAUGGGUAGAUCCAUCUUACAAAAAUUUACAGAUUGAUUGCAUAUCCUUGUAUCUCCUUGUGCUAACCCAAAUGAUAGCAUCUGGUUUGAAUAUCAUUGCUACAAUUGAUGAAGUGCACUUUAUUCAAAACCUUGUUUACUAUGUGGAAAGAAGUUAUCGAACUGCAGAUUUUGGCAUAUGGGAGAGAGGUACAAGGUACAAUAAUGGUCGCAGAGAACUUCAUGCUAGUUCUAUUGGCAUGGCAAUUGCAGCAUUAGAGGCUAUUAAUGGUUUUAACUUGUAUGGUGAUAAGGGAACUUUGUCAUCAGUAAUAUAUGUUGAUCCAGACGCUCACUAUCGUAACAAAUCAAUUUUACAUUCAUUACUUCCUAAAGAAUCUAAUUCUAAGACAACUGAUGCCGCCUUGUUAACUGUUGUUGGAUUUCCUGCAUUUUCUAUUGAUGAUGAGAUACUAAAAAAAGAAACGAAAAAUAAAGUUGUUACUCAAUUGUCUGGUAAAUAUGGUUUCAAAAGGUUUUUAAGAGAUGGGUAUGGAACAGUAUUUGACAAACCUGGACAGCAUUAUGAAAAAGCUGAACUUAAAAAUUUUGAAGGAAUUGAAUGUGAAUGGCCUAUUUUUAUAAUAUUCAUGGCUUUAGAAGCAUUAUUUACUGGUGAUAGAGUUCUUGCAAAAUCAUAUUUGGACAAGUUAGAGCCUUUAUACAUAUAUAAAACAGAAGGUAAAAUACUUCCUAAGUACUUUUAUGUACUUAAAGAAGAUAUUGAAUCAAAUUCGUCAGAAAAAUUAAAAGAACCUAAUUCAGACUUUGACAAUACCUAUUUGAUGGGACAAUCGUUACUAUUGAUUGCUAAUUUAUUAAUUGAGGAAUUGAUUACUCCUACAGAAAUUGAUCCACUUCAACGUCAUCUUCAUUCUAGCAUGAAGUAUAGAUAUGGUUUUUUAAGUGCUCGCUACUCUUCGUUUAAGGCUAGCGAAUCAGAUUUAGUAUUACAAGUGUGUCUUAUAUCUCAAAAUGAAAAUUUACAAGCAAACUUGGCUACAUAUGGUAUUGAAACUCAAACUCCUAAAGAAAUUGAACCUAUUGUUAUAUGUGCUCCUCAAGAACUAGUUCGUGUUUAUGAAGAGUUAGGAAAGAAUCAAAAAUUAAAUUUAUCUGGAAGGCCAGUUCGUCCACUUGGAGCUUUAGGAACUAGUAAGAUAUAUAGGAUUUGUGGUAAAACAGUGGUUACAUAUCCAUUAAUACUUGACCAAGAAGGCUUUUACAUGUCAUUGGAUAAAUCAUUACUUGUUGACGAUCUAAAGACUUGUUUGGCUUUCAUUCGAAAGUGCUGGAAUCUUGGGGGGAGACCAACUGUAUGUCUUUACUUGCAAGAUCAUAAUUUUAGGGGUCAUUUCUCAUCUGAAAUGGUUGAUUUUAUGGCUGAGCUGAAAACUGGAAAUAUUGAUGGUGUAAAUAUUAAACUUGGUAGAUUGCAGAUGUUGGUCUCUACAGGUUGUGUUGAACAUCUUGAUUAUUUAACAACAAAACAUUGCUCCAAAAUGUACUUCAACAAUAUUAUUACUAAUCAAGAUGUUCUAAAUUUUUCUGGUUUUGAAUCUGAAUGUCAUCCUGCACUUGAAUAUAAUGAAGAUAAAACUGAUGAAGAAUUAAAAAGUGCUAAAGAUCUUUCUACUCCUCAGCUUGUUGAUUUGUAUCAUUCGGCAACAAACAUGCAUAAACGAAUGAGUUUGCUGGAUAUUAUUUUGCAUAGAGAAGGAUCUAGUUUUUCUCUUGGAGAAUUUAAUGUCCAAGAAAGCAUUGAAAUUUGUUACAUAAAAGCUAGCAAAGUAUACAAUUGGGAUGUGUUAAGGCAUGGUGCUGCUUUGUUAGGAAAGUCUGUUGCUAGUUUGUCUCCUUCAAUCACUUCAAUGUUGGUUUGUGGAAAGCAAGUAUGUUUGGGUGCAUAUGGUUGUAAAGAGCAUGUUAUAAUUGAGCCUCUCACACCCUCUGACAUAAAGAAAAUAUUUGAAGAUGAGUGCAUGGGACUUGAUUCAAGAGAAGUAUCUCUUCACCAAGAGAUAAUACUCCACCUUGGUGCGAUUAUUUCAACUAAUCUAGAAUUAUUUAAAGGAAUGUUAAAAAUUCGAGUUGGUUGGAUAAUUCAAGCAAUGAAGAUAUGUUUACAAAGUGCUAUACUUCGUGGUAUGCAACCCAUUGAAAUAUUUUCUCUUUAUCCUCAUGAAAUUAAACAACUUCUCAUUGCUGUUCUUUCUGGUAAAGGAACUAUUCGCAAAGUUGAUAUAACACCUAGAAAUGCACUGGAGCGAAGAAGGUUGGAAGGAGCUCUUAACAGAUUGCCUCAGGGUUUUUAUAGCAAAUUUUGGCGACUUCUUGAACAAUGCCCCCAAGGAAUUCAACUUGGUCUCUGUCACCUACAACAGCAACCCAUUUUGUCAGUUAUGACGAAAAAUGAAAUUGACUAUAAGAUUCAGGUUGAAGAAUUGCUUUCUAAUUCAACCACACCUGUUGAAAGGCAAAUGUCUGUAGAGUUGAUCAUGAUUAUAUCAACAAUUCUUGAUCGCAACCCUGAGCUUCAGAUUCAGUCAACAAUACAACUUAUGAAGUUAAUGGAAGAUGCUAUUCAGUUGUAUUUAAACACUAAUGGUGGAAAGUCAAGAGAUGAUUUCUUUUCGCUGGAGCCGGCUGCCCAAAACGUUGAUUUAGCAGAUUCAAAGAUAAAGAAUGGUUCAACCACAUACCUUGCUCAUUCAGCGAUUAGCACUAUGCUGCAAAACUCGCUCAUUCUUUCUCAUUCGACAGAAGUUUGUAGUAUUAUGUAACGCUUCUUAAUUAAAUCAAAUCCAGAAUUUUUUUAA